Messenger RNA from Danio aesculapii, 6315 nucleotides. It is a transcript of the gene igf1ra, whose product is annotated as insulin-like growth factor 1a receptor. Gene Ontology annotation, biological process: insulin-like growth factor receptor signaling pathway; multicellular organism development; positive regulation of kinase activity. The transcript is spliced from 21 exons. Gene Ontology annotation, cellular component: membrane; axon; insulin receptor complex. Bases 845 to 5062 code for a protein of 1405 amino acids. NCBI's taxonomy places the organism in Eukaryota, Metazoa, Chordata, Actinopteri, Cypriniformes, Danionidae. Gene Ontology annotation, molecular function: insulin receptor substrate binding; insulin receptor activity; ATP binding. The record is from RefSeq and is a predicted model, not a curated record.
CAGCGAGAGGAGCCGAGUCUUGUUUACAGCGGUGAUUCUACACAGCGGAGACCGACAGCAGAGUCGCGGAGGAGUCCGAACGGCGCUCCACAAUCAAACACCAGCCUCACAAUCCAUUUAUAUCAAGCAGUUUUUGCAGUGCGGAAAACCAAAACCCACGCUGCGGGAGCUGCUCACUUUUGCACCUCGACAAAAUGAUUUUUUCCCCCACCGCCAAACAGACCGACCGUGAGAGCGCGUGAAGACGGCAGGGGAGGGCGAGCAGUUGCUGAAACCAUUUUUGUCCUGGCGGAUAUUUUGGAUCGAGCCCUGUCGGGAGGCUUUCAUUCAUACAUUAACACGCUAUCCGAGUGGCCUGGCUCUUCGGACGUGACCUCAAAAUUCCUCCGUCCAUCAGUACAGCGUGAUUCAUCAGACGGGCACAGGCUCGCGCACUGAAGGUGUUUUUGUUGGAGGAGAAGCCGCUCGUUUGGCUGGCCGUGCUGCCUGCCUGCGCGUCCCUCUCGGGCUUUCAAGAAAUGGAGGCUGAAGAUGCAGAUUAUCGGUCGAAUAAAAUUCGUGGCUCCGACCCGAUUGCAUCAUUUCACUUCUGGCAAAAAUAACAGCAUGUUUUAAUUGAUCUGGAUGUGUCCACUAAAGGAGAAUUCUGUCAUUAUUACCAGAGAUAUUUUAUCUACUCCAUCCUCGCCUCCCGUUAUCUUUACGGGUAACGUUAAAGGAACUAACUGCUCAUCCAAAGCGGAUUUUUCAGGACUUUUUUGCUUGCUUACUAAAAGAAGCGUCGCGUUUUUCUGCAAUUUCAGUUUUUUAUCUUUAUUUUUUUGGGAAUAACCGAUUGUUAGGAAUGAGAUCUGGAACAGCGAGGGAUGUUUGGACCUUAUUUUGGGGUCCUGCGCUGUUUCUUUCCACCAUCUGCCUGUGGUGUGCCCGUGGAGAAGUCUGUGGUCCUCAUAUUGAUAUUCGCAAUGACAUCACUGAGUUCAAGAAGCUGGAAAACUGCACGGUGGUGGAAGGCUACCUGCAGAUCCUCCUCAUUGGAGACAAGAACAACAACCUCAACCAGGAACACUUUCGUACCCUGUCCUUCCCCAAGCUGACCAUGGUAACGGACUACAUUCUCCUGUUCCGUGUCUCCGGUCUGGACAGCCUAAGUGUGCUCUUUCCUAACCUCAACGUCAUCCGAGGGCGCAAUCUAUUCUACAACUACGCCCUGGUCAUCUUCGAAAUGACCAGCCUGAAAGAUAUCGGUCUGUAUAACCUGAGAAACAUCACCAGAGGGGCCAUCCGAAUCGAAAAGAACCCGGAGCUGUGCUACUUGGAUUCGGUUGACUGGUCACUCCUUAUGGAUGCAGAGUUUAACAACUACAUCGCUGGAAACAAGCAGUCCAAAGAAUGCGGAGAUGUUUGUCCAGGCAUCAAUGAGGAUAGACCGCAUUGCAUAAGGACCAGCUUCAAUGACAACUACAGUUACCGCUGCUGGACCUCUAACCACUGCCAGAAAGUGUGUCCUAAGGAGUGUGAGAAGAGAGCGUGCACGGAUGCGGGCGAGUGCUGUCACCCCCAGUGCCUGGGCAGCUGUACGGAAGCAGACAAUGAUAAAGCAUGUGCCGCCUGCCAGCAUUACUUUCACGAGGACCGCUGUGUUGAGGCCUGCCCGCCAGAUACCUACAAGUUUGAAGGAUGGCGCUGCAUCACCAUGGAGAUGUGUGCCCGUGUUCACCUACCCAGCGAGGUGGACUUCGUCAUUCACAACGGAGAGUGUAUGCCGGACUGCCCGCCCGGAUUCACCCGCAAUGAGACUCAGAGUAUGUUUUGCAGCGCGUGUGACGGACUGUGUGAUAAAGUCUGCGAAUCUAAAACAAUCGACUCGGUGGAUGCGGCUCAAUCACUGCAGGGCUGCACAGUCAUCAGAGGCAACCUGCAAAUCAACAUCCGCCGGGGCAAUAACAUUGCAUCAGAGCUGGAGAGUUUCAUGGGGCUGAUCCAGACAGUGACUGGAUAUGUAAGGAUCAAGCACACUCAUACUCUGGGCUCUCUGUCCUUCCUCAAGAGUUUGCGAUACAUUCUUGGAGAAGAGCUUGUGGAUCAUACCUAUGCAUUCCAUGCAGUGGACAACCACAACUUGCAAUAUCUCUGGGACUGGACUCAGCACAAUCUGACUAUUAGAACGGGGAAACUUUACUUCCGCUUCAAUCCCAAGCUUUGCAUGUCUGAGAUCCGGAAAAUGUGGGAGAAAACCAGCGUUGGGGAAAAGAUGGCAGAGGAUGAUGUUCGUAGCAAUGGAGAGCGAGCAAGUUGUGAGAGUUAUAUUCUUAAGUUCAGAUCCAACCACACUCAGAGUACUCGGAUAAAGCUCACUUGGGAGCGAUAUCGACCGCCAGACUACAGAGACCUCAUCAGCUUCAUUGUGUAUUACAAGGAGGCACCCUUCCAGAACAUCACCGAAUUCGACGGACAGGAUGGGUGUGGCUCUAAUAGCUGGAACAUGGUGGAUGUGGAUCUUCCUCAGGAAAAAUUGAUUGAUCCUGGAGUACUGCUGUCCCCUCUUAAACCCUGGACUCAGUAUGCUAUCUUUGUGAAGGCUGUCACUCUGGUUGUAGAGGACAAGCAUGUUGGGGGAGCUAAGAGUGAGGUGGCUUACAUCCGCACCAAUGCAUCAGCGCCGUCAAUGCCCCUCGAUGCCCGUGCAUACGCCAACUCCUCUUCAUCCCUGAUGGUGAAGUGGUCUCCUCCUAUCGCUCCAAACGGAAACAAGACAUUCUACUUUCUCCGUUGGCAGCAGCAGGCAGAAGAUGGUGAACUCUACCAGCAUAAUUACUGCUCCAAAGAGCUUAAGAUCCCAAUCCGCAUCUCAGCCACAUCUUUGUCAGACAUGGAGAGCGAGACAAAGCCCACGAAAUCAGAUGUUGCCGGGGGCGAGAAGGGUUGCUGCCCCUGCCCAAAAACCAAGGAGGACCUGAAGGCGGAAGCUGAAGACCGAUCUUACCGCAAAGUCUUUGAGAACUUCCUGCACAACUCUAUUUUCACACCCAGACCUCCAGACAGGAAGCGUCGAGACUUGAUUGGAGUGGCCAACAGCACACUAGUGUCGGGUGCAAGCAGGAACAUCUCAGUUCUGGAGAGUAACAUCACUCACCCAGAGCUGCCAGAAAAAGAGUACCCGUUCUCUGAAGGCAAAGUCCACACAGAGUUCAUGGAGAUACACAACCUUCGGCCUUUCACCGUCUACCGCAUUGACAUCCACGCCUGCAACUAUGAAGUCCACCGGUGCAGUGCUGCGGCCUUUGUUUUCUCCAGAACCAAACCGGCAGAUAAAGCGGAUGAUAUUCCCGGCUCUGUGACUCAGGAGAGGGAUGAGAAGGGAGAAGGAAUAGUGAUUCUGCGGUGGCCUGAACCUCUUCACCCGAACGGACUGAUCCUCAUGUAUGAGAUCAAAUAUCGUCUGGGAACUGAGACUGAGAAGCAUGAAUGUGUAUCGCGGCAGCAAUACAAAGUGCUGCGAGGUGCUCAGCUUAGCAAUCUGGCCUCUGGAAAUUAUUCAGCUCGAGUCAGAGCCACUUCUCUGGCUGGAAACGGGUCUUGGACUGAACCAGUGUCCUUCUACGUGCCACCCCCUAAAAGGAAUUAUGAUAAUGCCUUCUACGUGGCCAUCAUUAUCCCUGUCAUAGUGCUACUGUUGCUGCUCUUCGUGAUCGUAGCUGUCAUCAUUGUGACCAAAAAGAGGAAUAGUGACAGGAUAGGAAAUGGUGUGCUGUAUGCUUCUGUGAACCCCGAAUACUUCAGUCCAUUUGAAAUGUAUGUGCCAGAUGAAUGGGAAGUGGCUCGAGAGAAGAUCACCAUGUGCCGUGAGCUGGGCCAGGGCUCUUUUGGUAUGGUGUAUGAGGGCAUUGCAAAGGGUGUUGUUAAAGAUGAACCUGAGACCAGAGUGGCUAUCAAGACUGUAAACGAAUCCGCCAGCGUACGUGAACGCAUCGAGUUCCUGAACGAAGCUUCAGUUAUGAAGGAGUUCAACUGUCACCAUGUGGUGCGUCUUCUGGGUGUGGUUUCACAAGGACAGCCUACUCUAGUAAUAAUGGAGCUGAUGACACGGGGUGAUCUGAAGAGCCACUUGCGCUCGCUCCGUUCCAAAGAGCAGGGCUCCAGCAGCCAGUCUUUGCCUCCGCUGAAGAAGAUGAUUCAGAUGGCGGGUGAGAUAGCGGAUGGGAUGGCCUACCUCAAUGCCAACAAGUUCGUGCAUCGAGAUCUGGCUGCCAGAAACUGCAUGGUUGCUGAAGACUUCACAGUUAAAAUCGGAGACUUUGGCAUGACAAGGGACAUCUAUGAGACUGACUACUAUCGCAAAGGAGGCAAAGGGCUGCUGCCGGUCCGCUGGAUGUCUCCAGAGUCUUUGAAAGAUGGCGUCUUCACAACUAAUUCUGAUGUCUGGUCGUUUGGUGUGGUUUUAUGGGAGAUUGCCACAUUAGCCGAACAGCCCUACCAGGGCAUGUCCAACGAGCAGGUACUGCGCUUCGUCAUGGAGGGAGGACUUCUGGAUAAACCGGACAACUGUCCCGACAUGCUGUUUGAGCUAAUGCGCAUGUGCUGGCAGUACAACCCUAAGAUGCGGCCAUCUUUCCUGGAGAUCAUCAACAGCAUAAAAGAGGAACUGGAGCCCCCUUUCCCGGAGGUUAGCUUUUUCUACAGUGAGGAGAACAAGCCGCCCGACACUGAGGAACUGGACAUGGAGGUGGAGAACAUGGAGAACGUCCCACUGGACCCCGCAUCCACAUUGGCCCCCUCUUCUCAGGGGAACACAGGAGCUCAAUCCCAGAGCCCGCAGCCGCUUUCCCCAGCUCAGGCGCCUGGGACGCCGCUUGGGUCUGCACAGACUCCCUCCACCUCACCGCCCUCAUCCUCAGCCUCUCCAGGCCUGGCUCUGGAUAAGCACUCAGGACAGGUAGCAGCAAAUGGACCGGUGGUGUUGCUGGGGCCGGCGUUUGACGAGACGCAGCCUUACGCACACAUGAACGGCGGGAGGAAGAACGAGCGAGCGCUGCCACUGCCUCAGUCCUCGGCCUGCUGAUCAUCACAGGGUACACACAUUUCCCUCCUCCCUUUGUCUACAUGGUCGUAUGUGUUUUUUCUUUCAUUCUCGAGGAGUCAAAACUCAGCGCCGACCAUGGAGGCAACCACCAGAUGGAUGGUGUCCUGCCUGGAAGUCAUUCAGGUGGAUCACUCAGUUCAAAUGAUUUGGAAUGACGGAGGACGGUUUGUGCAGUUGAAAGAAAAAAGCCUCCAAAAACUCUUGCAAUAUUUAAGAUUUCAGAACAAACCACCACACUGGAGGGCCCUGGCUUCCACAAAAAAUGUUUCUAAAGGAAGAAAAGCUGCCAGUUCAUUGUAACACAGGAGAGACUAGCCAGCAAGCCCAGCCCGUGAACACUUUAAGGGUGCAUACGAGUGUGUUUUUCUACAAAACUACACAUUCCCCUCCUCAGCGCAAGAACAUUUCUUCCUCUAAGACUGUCUUUGUCAUCACAUUUCUCUUCAAGAAAGCGCAGAGACUGGAUCUGCUGCAAUCGCUUGUUCUCAGUCAGUGGUUGCUCAUGUUACUGGUUAAUCCACCCUUCAACUUCAUAUAUUUCAAGGGUGUUUGUUACAGAGUGAGGUGGGCUUUUUUAAAAACUGCCAAAUGUUUGCCAAAUCAAAUGUCCCUUUUUUUCUGAAAAAACAAACAAAAAUAUAUUUAUCACUACAAAACCCCUAUCCACAGCCGACUUUAAGGUUGCACUCUGAAGUAAACUCUCAUACUGUCUUCGAUGGGGAUUUCUGCACCUCAUCUUUUACAAUCAGCUUGAGUUUGUAAAUCUUUCCCCUUUUUAUAUGGCUCUGAUCUCCGACUAUUGCAUGGCAGUUCCUGCUGCACGCACCAUCUGUGAGCUGAGCCUCUGUGAGAGCGAUGUCUCUAGUCAAAAGAAAAGAGCGCGGCGCUAAUCGAGAAGGUGAAGAGAUCAGCGCGCCGUGGAGAGACGGAUAUGAAUUAAAAGGGAUCGACUCUGUCAUGAAGCAGACUGAUUACAGGGGCUUCAUCUGUUUUGACUUCAUCUGUUUUGUGAGAUGAGUGAGGCAUCAUACACAGCAGGUAUUUUUUUAGACUAGUCAUUAGUCUCUCUGUACAAUUCAUAUGAUUCUAAGAAGGGUCUUACAGUUCUAUGUUAGACCACAAGAUCAUUUACACACAAAUCAUUGGUUUGAGUCACUUUUGAUAACUUUUUUACGGUUCUGAUGUUCACCUCUUUGUCUGUACAGAAAGAAGCUGCUAAUUUUUUUUCUUUU